CUCUCUCUCAGCAGUGCUGCCAUGAACACUUUCUUGCUAUGCUCGCUGUGCCUCCUUGGGGCCUGGGCUUCUCUGGCAGAUGGAGUCACCGUGCAGGAUGGAGAGUUCUCCUUUCCCUUGGAGUCUGUGAAGAAGCUCAAGGAGCUUCAGGAGCCUCAGGUGCCCGGCAUGUGGAAUCGCAAGAAGUUUGCUGGAACCCUGGUUCCCGCCCUCUGUAAGAACCCACAGUUCCCCAAAGAACUCCUGUCACUGUGCAAAGAGACCAAUGCCCCGGAGAUCCUCAAGAGACUGGCAACCAUCGCAGAAGACCCAAGCACUUGUGAAAUCUGUGCCUUCGCUGCCUGUGCAGGCUGCUAGGCUGGCUGGUGCCCACUGCCUCCUGCUUUGCCCCAAAGGAUGAGCCCUGCCCAGACAUGGAGGAGCAAGAAGAGAACUACGUGGGGGAAAACCCAGCAGUUAACCUUUUCUGAGCUGCUGGGUGCUUCCCAAGAUGCACUCCAAAGUUCAGCUAA
Molecule: messenger RNA, 512 nt
Organism: Erinaceus europaeus (western European hedgehog)
Lineage: Eukaryota; Metazoa; Chordata; Mammalia; Eulipotyphla; Erinaceidae
Gene: GUCA2A
Product: guanylate cyclase activator 2A
Exons: 3
Coding region: 22-357 (111 amino acids)
Cellular component (GO): extracellular region
Molecular function (GO): guanylate cyclase activator activity
Source: RefSeq, a predicted model, not a curated record